Messenger RNA from Paraglomus brasilianum, 1125 nucleotides. NCBI's taxonomy places the organism in Eukaryota, Fungi, Glomeromycota, Glomeromycetes, Paraglomerales, Paraglomeraceae. The record is from the annotation of a GenBank genome assembly.
UUAAGUAAUUUUGCACCAUCAGCAUAUCUAGAUCCAUCUGCCCAAUUAUAUUUGCGUGAGAAUGAACUUUUCCCACCAUUUUAUUAUAUGGCUACAUUUGAUAUAUUUGCCAAAACAAGCUCUAGCACAAAUCAGCUAUUAAGUCCACAAGAACUGUUUGCACUGGGAAGACCUUUAUGGGACCUUUUGAAACCGGCAGAACAAAAGCUCUUGGUAUUGGGUGGAGGUAUAACUGUGCCUAACUGGCUCAAAAAACCAGCCCUUGCUGUUUUGUCUUCUCGUAUUUCACUUGAUAUCACAGCUGAAUCACAUGUUUCUUCAGAACUAGUUGCUGGGUUCAUGGGGAUAUGUGUUCAUGUUUCAGAGGAUCAACAUCAACUAUUGGCAUUCUAUCCAUCUGAACCAAUACUUGCUGAGGCUGCUGCAUCACUUAUGCAAUGUGAAAGAGUGUUUGGAAAAUUACUCAGCUUCUUGCUGGAUGCACUACAGACUGGAUAUGUAAAACCUGGCUAUUGUGGAGAAUUGGUUGCCCACCUGCUUUUGACAAUUGCUUGGGAUCAAGCUACUAAAAAUAAAGAAAUAUUAUCAUUACAUAAUAAUAAAGCCUUGGGAUACACAAAGGAUCAGAAGAACUAUGAAGAUGAGAUCCAAGGCCUCCCUCAUACUCAAAGGCUUGCUAAUGGAUUACUUGCAUUUACACAUUUUAUUCCACUUACUAUUACUUACACCCCAACCCAGACAGAAUUAAGGAGUUUGUUUAUUCGCUUUGCAGCUGUAAUAUGUAAGCAUAACCAAGCAGGAGUUGACUUAAUACUUCCAGUUUGGUUGGUAUUGGUUCAGGAUGGAUCUAACCAUAUAUCAUCUGAUUUAAUGUCUUACUUUCUAAUUCAAAUCAAAAAUUGGAACAAGUUUUAUGAUGAUGAUUGGCCUGCUUCAGCCACAAGCAAGCUCUCAAAGAAAUAUGUCUUCAAAAGUGAGAGUGCUAGUACAGGAGAAGAAGGCAACCUAUUACCAUACCUAUCUUUGUACCUUCAACUGGGUGCUCAAAAGCCAAAAUUGCAAUCACUCCAUAUUGGCAAACUUGCCAGGUUUAAACACAAGAUCAAAAAAGAAGGCAAGACUUGA